UCGCCGCUUCGCAGUAGCUCACCAACGUCCGGCGGCACCUCGGCUGCAGUAAGGGCGGUGCACGAGGGCCGGGCUGGACCGGCCGCGCCCACCCCCUCCGCCCACUGCAUCUUCCAGCAGCCGUCUCGCGGAGACUCUGUCCUCGCCCUUCCUCUCGCGCCCCGCCCUCGCCCCCGCAGCUAUCGGUGCUCGGCCUCCCGCGCCGGGCGGGCUCCGCCCGAGCCUUCGGGACCCAUGGCCAAGCGGCGUGCGGCCGAGCCGCUGACGUUCCACGUGCCUUGGAAGCGGCUCCUGCUGUGCGAUUUCCCUGAGGAGCCGCCGCCGCCUCCACCGCCGCCGCUCUGGAUCCCGCCGCCGGGGGCCUCGCAUCCCAGGCAGCCCUUCCGCGUCCCAGAGCUGCCACGAAAGCGUAAAAUAGACGCGGGGGCUAUGACGGAACCUUCGGUUUCGCCCAGUAAGCGCCGCGACGGCGGGGACACCGGCGCCCCGGGGCGUGAGGGCCGCGGCCUGGAGACCGGCGAGCCGCCGCUCCUGCAGCCGCCUGUACGGCCCCGCGGGCCGGGGGAGGAGCCCCAGGGCGUCCGCCCCCCGAGCGGCAGUGGUGACGACGGGGCGGGGCGCGCAGAGCCCCAGCGGGGAGAAUGGGGGGCAACACCGCGCCAGUUCAAUGAAGAAUUUUGGCAGUAUAACACCUUCCAGUACUGGAGGAAUCCUUUACCACCUAUUGAUCUGGCAGACAUUGAAGAUAUAAAUGAAGACAGCCUGAUAGAAACAACACUUCAGGGCAAGAAUGAAGUGGUUGAGAUUGACAUGGAGUCCUGACAGAGGAGCUGAAAAAAUGGGUUUUUCUGAAUUUGAGGAGACAUGUCUAAGUGAAUUUAUGUAUUCUAAGGGAAAAAGUCAUUUUCCAUCUUGAUAAUGAUAUCAUUCCCAAACCUGAAAAAUGAAGAAAAGUUGUUUUAAGGAUAAAUGCCUGCAGUCACUACUGAACCUCCUAAUGGGGAUUUGUCAAGGAUAUAGUGCAGUUAUAGGGAAAGUAUUUUAUGUAUCUGUUCUUAAAGAAAAAUUUAUGUUAGGUUCUAGAUUUGAAGAUCUCAAUCUUAUAAAAAGGAAUUCUGAUAGUUUUAGAAAUAGAUGGGAACCAUUCAAAUAUCCCUAUUGUUGCACCAAAAAGUUAGUUUGUGGUACAUGAAAUGAAUAUUGUUUUAUAAUAACUUAUUAAUAAAAUACUUUCUAAUACA
Phacochoerus africanus (Common warthog) is the source of this 1241-nucleotide messenger RNA. RefSeq names its product chromosome 2 C9orf40 homolog (gene C2H9orf40). The transcript has 2 exons. The record is from RefSeq and is a predicted model, not a curated record. Bases 235 to 822 code for a protein of 195 amino acids. NCBI's taxonomy places the organism in Eukaryota, Metazoa, Chordata, Mammalia, Artiodactyla, Suidae.